GUUGGUGUCGCAACAAACACUGGCGUGGUGGCAUUCGAACGAUUCACGGCCUUCGAAGAGGUUUUCCACAAGAGAAAAAUUGAAAUAACUAAGAAGGUAAUGUUCGAUGAGAAUGCAAACGCCAAAGCCAUGGAGCAAAGUGGUCUACUCGAAGAGCUGUCCAAUAGCGCUAGAGUGAUUAUCUGUAUAUUUUCGUCGACACGUGAAAUGUCCAAGGAAUUCAUGAGAGCGGCUUUCAACAGCAAAAUUGACGACGUGAAGCGCGAUUUGAGACAACACUGUGACGCCAUUCGCGAGCGUGCAAACAUCUAUGGCUACAUUCCAUCCUAUACGAUGCACUUGCGACUCUAUGCGAUCGCUGUUCGCACAGCGAUGAAUCGCACAGGUAAUCCGGACAUCUAUCAGGAUGGACGAUACAUAUGGAAUCAGAUGAGACGUAUCACUUUCCCAGGUCUCGUCUCGGCUGCCGGUGUAAGUUCUGGGACCGUCAUGAUGGACGACAUUGCCGAACGUGCCCCAAUUUACGCAGCUUUCCACGUGCCGGCUAACAGCGAUACAGUAAGAAAGGUAAAUGAGAUCGAACCAAAGUUAAUCAGCAACUGUGAUGGCCUGAAAACAAAGACCGGCUGCUUUGACCUGCAAAUCACAGACGUAAUGACGGGAUUCUGGCCCUCACCGGACGGUGCUAUGCCGAAAAGAGGAGCCCGCAUGUGGUUUUCGUAA
Messenger RNA from Cooperia oncophora, 723 nucleotides. The record is from the annotation of a GenBank genome assembly. NCBI's taxonomy places the organism in Eukaryota, Metazoa, Nematoda, Chromadorea, Rhabditida, Trichostrongylidae.